AUGGGUGUGACACAAAGGCAGCCUGUCAAGCAGGUAGAGCAGAAGACCGAAGUUCCUACCCUGCAAGCCCUCAAAGAUGCAAUCCCAAAGGAAUGCUUUGAAUCAUCUCUUGCCACCUCCCUCCUCUAUCUGGCUCGCGAUAUCAUCUACUGCGCAGCUCUGAUUUAUGCAGCGCUCCACAUUCACCUCCUUCCUUCUUUGCCUCUGCGAAUUGCUGCCUGGGCCACAUACGGCUUCUUCCAAGGAUGUGUUGGGACAGGACUAUGGAUUCUUGCGCACGAGUGUGGCCACGGUGCCUUCUCCAAGCACCAAGGCAUUAAUGAUUUCAUCGGCUGGGCCACACACUCCUUCCUGAUGGUCCCAUACUUCUCAUGGAAGAUCACACACGCUCGCCACCACCGCUACACCGGUCACAUGGAGAAGGACACCGUCUUUGUCCCCUGGACUGAGGACGAGUUGGCCUCCAAGCGAAAUGUCAGCAUUGAGCAGCUGAAGGACCUCGCCGAGGAGACACCCGUUGUUUCCCUCGUCCAGCUCAUUGGACACCAAUUGCUCGGAUGGCAGAUGUAUCUCAUCCUGAAUGUGACUGCCGGUGCCAAGAGUGGUCCUGAAGGUUGCAAGAAGGUCGAGUUUGCCAGCCACUACAACCCAUCGGCCUCGAUCUUCACUGCUGAGCAGUGGAAGCUGAUUGCCUACUCCGAUAUCGGUCUGCUCAUCAUGGGCUCCAUCGUCUGGUACACUGGUACCAUCAUUGGAGCAUGGAAUGUCUUCCUCCUCUACGUCGUCCCCUAUCUCUGGGUUCACCACUGGCUGAUUGCCAUCACAUACCUUCAGCACACUCACCCCGACGUUGCUCACUACACUGCGGAGGCCUGGACUUACACCAAGGGAGCCCUCGCUACCAUUGACCGCACCACCGGUUUCAUUGGUCGUCACUUCUUCCACGAGAUCAUUGACUACCACGUAGUCCACCACCUCUUCUCCCGCAUUCCCUUCUACAACGCUGAGAAGGCCACCAAGGCCAUCCAGCCCAUGCUCGGUGAAAACUACCACGAGGAGAAGGAAGAGGGCUUCUUGUACUCGCUGAUGAUGACCUUCCGCAAGUGCAUCUAUGUCUCGGAGGCCAAGGGACGCGCCAGUGGACAGACUGGUGUUCUGCACUUCGUUCUCGCAGAGGAGAGCAAAUAA
Molecule: messenger RNA, 1188 nt
Organism: Penicillium coprophilum
Lineage: Eukaryota; Fungi; Ascomycota; Eurotiomycetes; Eurotiales; Aspergillaceae
Product: oleate delta-12 desaturase
Exons: 2
Coding region: 1-1188 (395 amino acids)
Biological process (GO): lipid metabolic process
Molecular function (GO): oxidoreductase activity
Source: RefSeq, a predicted model, not a curated record